AUGUACAACUUGAAAGGAAGAAAGGGUCAGACAUACAAAGAGUUCAGUGAGACUGAGUUCAGUGAGACUGUGUAUUGUGAGAAGUGUCAGAUAUGCUUCCUGAAGAGCUGUGCUGCUCAUGGACCCCCCGUGUUUCUAAAGGGCAAUCCAGUGGAAAAGGGACAUCCUAAUCGUGCUCUCCUCAGUGUGCCCACUGGACUUCGAAUUGACCCAUCAAGCAUUCUGGAGGCUGGGCUUGGAGUAUUUAAUGAGGCAUCUGAUCUGCCUUUGGGGCUGCACUUUGGUCCUUUUGAGGGCAAGAUCACAGAAGUGGAAGAGGAAGCUGACAGUGGGUACAGCUGGCAGAUAGCCAAGGGCAGGAACAGCUAUGAGUACGUGGAUGGAAAGGAUACUUCUUUGACCAACUGGAUGAGGUAUGUGAACUGUGCCCGGAAUGAUGAGGAGCAGAAUUUGGUGGCCUUCCAGUACCACAGGCAGAUAUUUUACCACACCUGCGAGGUCAUCAAACCAGGCUGUGAGCUGCUAAUAUGGUAUGGGGAUGAGUAUGGCCAGAAGCUGGGU
Ochotona princeps (American pika) is the source of this 561-nucleotide messenger RNA. RefSeq names its product histone-lysine N-methyltransferase PRDM7-like. Gene Ontology annotation, biological process: positive regulation of reciprocal meiotic recombination. Gene Ontology annotation, molecular function: histone H3K4 methyltransferase activity; recombination hotspot binding; protein binding. The record is from RefSeq and is a predicted model, not a curated record. The annotation marks the transcript as partial. The transcript is spliced from 4 exons. Gene Ontology annotation, cellular component: nucleus. NCBI's taxonomy places the organism in Eukaryota, Metazoa, Chordata, Mammalia, Lagomorpha, Ochotonidae.